GCUCAAUGCCGUUGAAAAGUCGACGUCAAAGCCUCCCCGUCCCCUUAUAAAUGGCGACGUACUCUCAUCGUCAUUCAUUCCGUUCUCGUUCUCGUUCUCGUUCUCGUUUCUGUCAAACAUCUUAUCGAUUAGAAUUGGGGGAAGAGUCUUUCGAAGGAUUUUCAAGAGAGAAUUUGUUUUGUUGAUUUGAGAGAUGGCUCGUACCAAGCAGACUGCUCGCAAGUCGACCGGUGGCAAGGCUCCAAGGAAACAACUCGCUACAAAGGCUGCAAGGAAGUCGGCGCCCACCACAGGCGGUGUCAAGAAGCCUCAUCGCUACCGCCCUGGAACUGUUGCUCUCCGUGAAAUUCGCAAGUACCAGAAGAGUACGGAGCUUUUGAUCCGUAAACUUCCCUUCCAGCGCCUCGUUCGUGAAAUUGCUCAAGAUUUCAAGACUGAUUUGAGGUUCCAAAGCCACGCUGUUCUGGCUCUCCAAGAGGCCGCCGAGGCUUAUCUGGUUGGUCUCUUCGAAGAUACCAAUUUGUGCGCAAUCCACGCCAAGAGGGUGACUAUCAUGCCAAAGGAUAUCCAGCUUGCUCGCCGUAUCCGUGGUGAACGUGCAUAAGAUGUUUAGCUGCUUUUAUGGGUUAUGAUUUUUUUUAUCAGGACUACUAGUCCAAGGGAAUGGAUAUUUGGUUCGUUUGCUCUUUUGUAAAGGGUUAUUUAUUGAUAGUAUUGAAAUGCAAUUCAAUUUAGAAUUGUUGACAUUGCCAAAGAUUUAUGAAUGUGGCUUUUGUUCAUGGAAUUGAAUUUCUGGUUAAUAAGAACUUUGUUCUUC
Tripterygium wilfordii is the source of this 817-nucleotide messenger RNA. RefSeq names its product histone H3.3. Bases 194 to 604 code for a protein of 136 amino acids. The transcript is spliced from 5 exons. Gene Ontology annotation, cellular component: nucleosome. Lineage: Eukaryota; Viridiplantae; Streptophyta; Magnoliopsida; Celastrales; Celastraceae. The record is from RefSeq and is a predicted model, not a curated record. Gene Ontology annotation, molecular function: structural constituent of chromatin; protein heterodimerization activity; DNA binding.